GUGUCCGUACCUUCCUGAACCCACCUCAUCCCUCUUCCUUCAGGUCCUCAUAACCAUGACAACGAAGCGCCGCCUGAUCACAGACUCCUUCAAGGUGGUCAAGAAACGACGACAUGUCAAGAGGGAAAAGAGACCCCCGUCCCCACCACAGAAUGAGACUGAGACCAUAACAGAGCAAGAAUUGGAGCUGCAGGAACUGAAGCAGUUUGAUCUGGACUGGAAGUAUGGGCCAUGUACAGGUAUCAGCAGGCUCCAGAGAUGGGAGCGGGCGCAGGUCCACGGGCUGAACCCCCCCCAGGAGAUCAGGGAGCUACUGCUGCGUACAAACAACGAUCCCCAGUUCACCCGGAGCUUAUGGAGUGACUAUCCCUUGUGAGAGAUGGAAGAAGAACAAGAAGAAUGCCCAUAGUUGAUUUAAAUCUGUGAAUUUUAAUAUUUGUUCAUUGGUUUUGUUUCAUCACUGUUACACUGUUACUGUUCUUCCCCCUGCCUUGACUUUAAACCAACAGACUGUUUAGACCUGCUUCAACUCUGGUGGUGGUGACAUAAUGACAACAAAUAAAUAACAAACACUAUAAUGCCA
Molecule: messenger RNA, 583 nt
Organism: Gadus macrocephalus (Pacific cod)
Lineage: Eukaryota; Metazoa; Chordata; Actinopteri; Gadiformes; Gadidae
Gene: pold4
Product: DNA polymerase delta 4, accessory subunit
Exons: 4
Coding region: 56-376 (106 amino acids)
Biological process (GO): DNA synthesis involved in DNA repair; DNA-templated DNA replication
Cellular component (GO): delta DNA polymerase complex
Molecular function (GO): DNA-directed DNA polymerase activity
Source: RefSeq, a predicted model, not a curated record